AUGGAAUGCGGAAACAUGGGUCUGUUCGACCGCGGAGUCCAGAUGCUGCUGACCACGGUGGGAGCCUUCGCGGCCUUCAGCCUCAUGACCAUCGCGGUCGGCACGGACUACUGGCUGUACUCCCGCGGCGUCUGCAAGACCAAGUCCAUGAGCGAGAACGAGACCAGCAAGAAGAACGAGGAGGUGAUGACCCACUCGGGCCUGUGGAGGACAUGCUGCUUGGAAGGAAACUUCAAGGGGAUGUGUAAACAGAUAGACCACUUUCCUGAGGAAACAGAUUACGAAGCGGACCCAUCUGAGUACUUCUUGCGUGCGGUGCGAGCCUCCAGCAUCUUCCCCAUCCUCAGUGUCAUCCUGCUCUUCAUGGGAGGCCUGUGUAUAGCUGCCAGUGAGUUCUACAAGUCACGCCACAACAUCAUCCUCAGCGCAGGAAUCUUCUUUGUGUCUGCAGGCCUGAGCAACAUCAUCGGGAUCAUCGUGUACAUAUCAGCCAACGCAGGGGACCCUUCAAAAAGCGACUCGAAGAAGAACAGCUACUCUUACGGCUGGUCCUUCUACUUCGGUGCCCUCUCCUUCAUCAUGGCUGAGAUGGUGGGUGUCUUGGCCGUGCACAUGUUCAUCGACCGCCAUCGGCAGCUCCGAAUAGGAGCGCGCGCAGCCGACUAUCUCCAAGGCUCGGCCAUAACGCGAAUCCCCAGCUAUCGUUACCGCUACAGACGUCGCUCGCGCUCCUCCUCCCGCUCCACAGACCCAUCACACUCCCGCGACACCUCGCCGGUGGGCCUCAAGGGCUUCAGCGCUCUGCCAUCCACAGAGAUCUCCAUGUACACGCUGCCCCGGGACACCCUCAAGUCCUCCGGCACGCCCACCGCCACCUACAACUCUGAGAGGGACCACAACUUCCUGCAAGUCCACAACUGCAUCCCUAAGGACCUGAAAGACUCAAGCCACACCAACACAGCGAACCGACGCACCACACCGGUAUGAGGGAGUCGACAUAGGCCAGGCCGGCCCGGCGGAGACCAGGAGACACGGGAACCCCUGUGGGUGCAGUACGCCCCAGGAGAAGAUGGAUUUCCAUGUUUAUAGACAUUUGUUCUUUUUGUUCAGCUGCAUGACUUUUCCAUUACCAUUGUUGAGAGAGUUUCAACAAGUCUGCUGUGUUCCUGGAUUAAAUGGCAGAACAGUGAGAAUGGGUCAGGUUGUCUCUCUCUCUCUAGAGAGAGAGAGAGAGAGU
This is a messenger RNA of Morone saxatilis (striped sea-bass), 1237 nucleotides long. RefSeq names its product calcium channel, voltage-dependent, gamma subunit 2a (gene cacng2a). Gene Ontology annotation, molecular function: channel regulator activity; voltage-gated calcium channel activity. Gene Ontology annotation, biological process: neurotransmitter receptor internalization; postsynaptic neurotransmitter receptor diffusion trapping; calcium ion transmembrane transport. NCBI's taxonomy places the organism in Eukaryota, Metazoa, Chordata, Actinopteri, Moronidae. Gene Ontology annotation, cellular component: voltage-gated calcium channel complex; postsynaptic density membrane; AMPA glutamate receptor complex. The transcript has 4 exons. The record is from RefSeq and is a predicted model, not a curated record. Bases 1 to 987 code for a protein of 328 amino acids.